Messenger RNA from Drosophila takahashii, 2416 nucleotides. RefSeq names its product cylicin-1. NCBI's taxonomy places the organism in Eukaryota, Metazoa, Arthropoda, Insecta, Diptera, Drosophilidae. The record is from RefSeq and is a predicted model, not a curated record.
AUUUUCAGUAUUUUAUCAUGUGUUCAACAGACAACACCUAAAUUUUAAAAAUAAGCCUGUUUUAUUUUGGUUCUCCCACUAAACCUCAAGAUAUUUAAGCAAUAAAAAAAAGCAAAUUGGACCCGAAUCGUAAAAACACUUUAAGCAGAGAGAAGAGGUUGCACUUAAUUAUCACAAUGAUGAGCAGACAGGAUACGCAAAGUCGAGGAUCCAGGAGAUCCGUGGGAGGUCAGGCCUCCUCCGGUUGCCAGGAACCCGAUCCACUGAACACCUACGUGGAGGAACCGCCCACCUUGUACCAGUGGAUGCGAUGGAGCAACUGCAAAACCCAGAAGCCACACCUGCAGGAAACCUAUCCCACCAUCCUUCCCCCGAUCUCCAGAUGCGAUGAUGCCAAGACCUUGAGGUAUAUCGAAGACGCCAUGUUGGCCAACCAAUGCGGCCGACUCAACGAGCACAAGGAGGAUUCGCUGACCGUGUGGAACUACAGUCCCCAGAAGGAAACUUUGGGUUGGUAUGGCGUGGCAUCGGAUCAUCCCACCCCACAGGCCGCCUUCUUUGACAGAGCUUUGCAAAGGAGUCUAAAGGCGUCUAGCCUUUUGCCUAAAUGCCCCAAGAAGUCCAAUAUAAAACCCAAGUGGCAGAUUAGGCCGAAAACCCCGGAACCCGGUGCCUACAUCCUGAAUCGCAAGUGUCUGAAGGCCAAGCUGGACAGGAUGCCAAAUGUGAGACGCCAACUGAAGCCGAGCAAUGCCUUCUCGUGGCUCCACUGCCCUCAGCCGGCGGAUCCGGAGCAUCCCUUCGAGGACAGCACCGGUUUCCCGGCAAUCAGCAGGGAACAAGCGAUGGAUAUGGUGAAGCCUGAGAAGCCUCCAAAACACGGUCUGCGACGCAAUCACUGGUACUGCCCACCGAAAUGCGGGGAAGCUGAGAGCAAGUGCACCGACUACGAGUGGGCCAAGUACAAGCUAGAUCCGCGACCCAACGACGAGGCCUUCCAGCGGGAAAUGGCCGAAAGGCCAGAGUUCAAGCAGCCCGAGCCACGCAACUACGAGGAGCUGUACAAGUCACUCGUGACCUGUUUCGUUCAGGAUCCGAACGGUAAGAGUGAUCUGUGCGAGGCGCUGGAGAAGUGCUGCAAGGAUCCCCAGGAUCCGCCAUCCCAGGGAUGCAGCGAGUUCGUUCCAACUGGCCCAGGAGGCGAUGGUGAGUCGGGUUUUGAUAAGGAUAAAGAUAAGGACAAAGAUACGGACAAAGAUAAGGACAAGAAAGAUAAGGACAAAGAUAAAGGGAACAAGGGUGAUGGUAAUAAUGAGGGGGAUAAUGGGGAUAAGGGCGAUAAAGAUGGUGAUCAAGGUGUGGGUGAAAAGGGGGAUGGUGAUAAGGGCGAAGGAGACAGGGGCGAUGGAAAGGGGGAUGGCAAAGAGGGCGGUAAGAAAGAAGGGGGGAAAAAUAAGGAUAAGGAAAAGGAUAAGGUUGAUGAAACUGAUAACAAAGAGGGCAAAGAAACCAACAAGGACAAGGAUAAAAAGGACAAAGAUAAAAAGGACAAAGACAAGGACAAAGGUAAAGGCAAGAAAGUCAAAGAACCAGAAAUGAGAUCCUCCGAGGAGGAGCCUACUAUAGCUCCUCGAAGUACCGAUUCCAUUCCCCCCCACGAAGAAUCCCCCAUAGUGGAUGGAGGUAGUCCUGGUGACCUAGAAAGCGAUACGGACAACGGAAAGGACAAAUACAAGGAUAAGGACAAAGACAAGGGAAAGGGGAAUAAGGGUAAAGGCAAAGGCAAGGGAAAGGGCAAGGGGAAAAAGAAGAAGCCGCAGAAGGAUAAGGACGAAAGCAAUGAUGGGGAUAAGCAGACCAACAAGGACUGUCCCUGCGAGAUCUGUUGUCCGUCGAAGGAGCAGGACACUCCGCUGAUCAAGGAGAUGCGUCGGCGGGAUCGGGAGCGCCAGGCGCGGGAAUAUCUCCGCCAGAUGCGCCACCGCCAGUACAUGGAGUGCAAGGAUCCCAGUUACCCUGCCUGCCCUCACAAGUGCGAUCCCAUUCAGUGCAACAGCCUGUUCUGCAGCAAUCCCCGGAUGCAAACCCAUUUCGAUCGAGUCCAGGCGGUUCAGCAAUUGCAGCGGGUUCUGCAGCGAAGGAAUCAGCGCGACGAUGAAAAGAUAUCCAAUGAUCUGGAGGAACUGCUAGCACGGCUGUGCAACCGACUGACCUGGAAUGAUGACCUCUGCGUAUGAUAACCCCCCGCCCACUCGUUUGUUUAUUUUCUGGCACCGCUGCCAUUAGUUAUGAGUCCAAGUCCAAGUCUGAUUUAAUGUAAUUUGUGCCUGGAGUUGUGUAUUUGUGUUAUUUAUGCUUGCGCUGCUUUAAAGCGAUCUUAAUUGUGGCCUUUAAAUAAACUCGAAUCUCUAGCUGA